AGUCCAGGAAGUUCUGUGAGUGUUCACUGUUCAGUGGUACUUAAAUCUGCCACUGUGUUUGGAGAUUUGGAAAUCUUGGGAUCUGCUCAAUACAAAAAUGUUUUUUCGAAUCUUUCUCCAUUGUCUCAGCAAUCUUUCUACCAUUGCAGUGGGUUUCUUUUUGGUGAUAGUGCACCAUCUCCCAGUUUUGAAGAAGUACUUGGGAAAUACUCAUCAGAAAAAAGCCAUCUUUGGGCAACGGCAGAAUCUGCCAUGUAUUGCACCGCUACUGACCACAGUGGAGGAGACACCACAGGUCAUUUCUGCUAAAGUUCGAGGACGUUUUCCUGAGUGGCUCAAAGGCUAUCUACUUCGAAUUGGACCUGGGAAAUUUGAGUUUGGGAAGGAUAAGUAUGUUCAAAAUCGAAUUGUGAUCUCAGAAUUUGGCACACUGGCCCUCCCGGAUCCAUGCAAGAGUGUUUUUGAACGUUUCAUGACAAAGUUUGAGCUGCCUGGCAUAACUGACAACACUAAUGUCAACUAUGUGCAGUACAAGGGCGAUUACUACGUUAGUACUGAGACCAACUUUAUCAAUAAAGUGGACAUUGAAACUCUGGAAAAAACAGAAAAGGUAGAUUGGAGCAAAUUUAUUGCUGUGAAUGGGGCAACUGCACAUCCUCAUUAUGACCCAGAUGGAACAGCAUACAAUCUGGGGAACUCCUACGGGCCACGAGGUUCCUGCUAUAAUAUUAUUCGGGUUCCUCCAGAAAAGGCGGACCCUGGGGAGACAAUCCAUGGAGCCCAGGUGAUAUGUUCUAUUGCUUCUGCAGAGAGGAUGAAGCCUUCUUACUUCCACAGCUUUGGAAUGACAAGGAACUACAUAAUCUUCAUUGAGCAGCCUCUAAAGAUGAAUAUGUGGAAAAUUGCCACUUCUAAAAUUCGGGGAAAGGCCUUUUCAGAUGGCAUAAGCUGGGAACCCCAGUAUAAUACACGAUUUCAUGUUGUGGAUAAACACACUGGACAGCUUCUUCCAGGGUUGUACUACAGCAAACCUUUUGUUACUUUUCAUCAAAUCAAUGCCUUUGAGGACCAGGGCUGUGUUAUAAUUGAUUUGUGCUGUCAAGAUAAUGGAAGCAACCUAGAAGUUUACCAACUGCAGAAUCUCAGGAGAGCUGGGGAAGGACUUGAUCAGGUCUAUAAUUCAACAGCCAGAUCUUUCCCUCGAAGAUUUGUUUUGCCCUUAAAUGUCAGUUUGAAUGUCCCUGAGGGGGAGAACCUCAGUCCAUUGUCCUAUUCUUCAGCCAGUGCUGUGAAACAGGCUGAUGGAAAGAUCUGGUGCUCUCAUGAGAAUCUACAUCACGAGGACCUAGAGGAGGAAGGAGGCAUUGAAUUUCCCCAGAUCAACUAUGGCCAAUUCAGCGGCAAAAAGUAUCAUUUCUUCUAUGGCUGUGGCUUUCGGCAUUUGGUGGGGGAUUCUCUGAUCAAGGUCGACGUGGUGAACAAGACACUGAAGGUUUGGAGAGAAGAUGGCUAUUAUCCCUCAGAACCUGUUUUUGUUCCAGUACCGGGAGCCACUGAAGAAGAUAGUGGAGUUAUUCUUUCUGUGGUGAUUACACCAAACCAGAAUGAAAGCAAUUUCCUCCUAGUGUUGGAUGCCAAGAAUUUUGAAGAACUGGGCCGAGCAGAGGUACCUGUGCAAAUGCCUUAUGGGUUCCAUGGCACCUUCGUACCCAUCUGAUAGGACAACCACAAGGUCUGGAAACUAAGUUUAAAACCAGUGCUCUAUACAAAAAGAGAGCAAAAAAAUGGCACCCUACCUCCCA
Propithecus coquereli (Coquerel's sifaka) is the source of this 1802-nucleotide messenger RNA. It is a transcript of the gene BCO2, whose product is annotated as beta-carotene oxygenase 2. NCBI's taxonomy places the organism in Eukaryota, Metazoa, Chordata, Mammalia, Primates, Indriidae. The transcript is spliced from 12 exons. Gene Ontology annotation, molecular function: beta-carotene 15,15'-dioxygenase activity; carotenoid dioxygenase activity. Gene Ontology annotation, cellular component: mitochondrion. Gene Ontology annotation, biological process: retinal metabolic process; carotene catabolic process. The record is from RefSeq and is a predicted model, not a curated record. The coding region runs from base 98 to 1717 and encodes 539 amino acids.